GGAGUUAAUUACUGAAAUUCUACUGUAGCUAAAUUUUGCAAAGUCAUUAUGACAGAACAUUUCAAACACAAAGAAAUACACAUUAUCAACACAAAUACAAACAAAUUUUACGAUAACUCGACGUGAGAUAAGAAAGCACAGAUUCGAGUGAAACACAAAAUAUCGAACAGUAAGCGUUCGACUUUAAUUGAAAUUCAUUCACUGCCAUUAUCAUAUUAUAUGCAAAUCGAAUAUGGUUUGCAUUGAAUUGUUGACCAGUUUGGUUGUAGUUUUCCUUGCUUUGUAUUAUUACUUUACGUCGACCUUCAAUUUUUGGAAGACUCGUGAUGUACCUGGACCAAAACCAGUACCUGUGUUAGGUAACCUCAAAAAUAUCAUAAAUGGUCACUCCGCGAUAGAUGACUAUAUAACGAAACUGUAUUAUGAAUACAAGAAUGAACCCAUGAUCGGAAUAUUCGUGAAAAGAACACCGAAUCUCAUAUUGACCGAUCUGGAUCUUAUAAAAGACGUUCUGAUCAAGGACUUCUCCACCUUCAAUGAUCGAGGAAUUACCCUUUUCCCGAGAGCAGAACCGUUGUCCUUAAACAUCUUCAGCUUAGAAGCAGAAAGAUGGCGUCCACUGAGGAUGAGGCUCUCGCCGAUAUUCACGUCCGGAAAAUUGAAAGAUAUGUUUCCGUUGAUACUCGAAUGUUCCAACGCGCUAGAAGGGUGUUUAGAGAAAAUAAUCAAGGAAGAAAAACUUCUGGAUUGUCGAGAAGUAGCAGCAAGGUUCACUACGGACGUGAUAGGAAGCUGCAUCUUUGGGAUCAGUAUGAACGCGCUGGCCGACGAAGGAAGCGAAUUUCGGCAACUGGGAAAAAGGAUGUUCGAAGUUGGUAACAAGGCACGGUUAAGAGGUAUUUUGAGAGAAGUUGCACCGUGGUUGUACUGUACACUCGCGUUGCUGCUACCUUCGCACAAGGUGACCACAUUUUUGACGAAGAUGGUCUCGGAGACUAUACGGUACAGGAAAGAGAACAGCGUCGUCAGACCGGAUUUCAUAAAUGUGCUGAUGGAACUGAAGUAUAAUCCGCACAAAUUAGAAAAUAUCGAGGUGACGGAUACUUUACUGACCGCACAGGCUGCCAUUUUCUUCGCGGCGGGCUUUGAAACUUCUUCCAGCACGAUUGGACAUGCUUUGUACGAAAUGGCGUUGAAUCCUGAAGUGCAAGAGAAGCUUCGGAAAGAAAUCAAAGAAUUCUAUGAGAAGAAUAAAGGAAAUUGGACGUACGAGAACAUCAAAGAAAUGAGCUAUUUGGACAAAGUAUUCAAAGAGACACUUAGGAAGUAUCCACCAGUCACGGUUCUAAAAAGAAGAUGUAACAGUAAUUACACCUUUAGUGGUACAAAAGUGUCUAUUCCGAAAGAUACUGUAGUUCACAUUCCUGUAUACGCAAUUCACACCGACCCUGAUCAUUAUAAGAAUCCGGAAGUUUUUGACCCUGAGAGGUUUAACGAGGAUGCGGAGGCCAGUCGACACCCUAUGUGUUUGUUGCCCUUCGGAGAUGGGCCAAGAAAUUGCAUCGGUGCACGUUUCGCAGUUUAUCAAACUAAAAUAGGACUAAUACAGAUGCUGAAAAAUUAUAGAGUUGAUGUUAGCGAUGAAACAAUGAUUCCAUAUGAAAAGCAUCCGUUUUCUCAUUUAUUGGCGCCAAAAAGAAGUCUCCUCUUAAAGAUAAGCAAAGUGCAAAGUCAAACCAGCGAUUCCAACAAUGUACAUAUUGGCGAAUAGAAAUAGUCAUACCUAAUAAGAUAUACUGUAAUAUAAACAAUUAUUAAGAUAUUGUAAAUUGUUUGGCUUUUCAAGAAAUUGAAUUUAAGGUACUGUAUAAUUGUAGAAACAUUUAAAAAACAUGUGGUAACAGGUUGUCCUUGUUGCUCGUAUAGAAAGUAAUGCAGGAGGAACAAGGAUAGAUAAUCUUGAGCUUUUUAAUUUCGCCGUAUGAGGUCUCCAAAGUCACUGCUACUCCAUUUUAAAUUUGAAAUUAUCGAAGUGACAGUGACGCUAUCGUUCUGUGCCAGUUUAAUUAAAUUGUGUGUGAUAAUUGUGAUAAUUGCAAUUCUACUUUUCGAAUCUGCAACAAUCGUCGAAUGUACGUACUUUUAUUAUAUUUUUGUAUGUUUAUUUUCAUUUGUUAUCGCUUAUUUUUUAUAUUAAUGAUUUGGCAUGAAAUCGGCAUUUUUCUCGAACAAAUUUUGCGGGAAAUGUGCUUUUUUUCUGUCGACUUUCCUUUUAGUAAUUAUUAGAAAUUUAUGUCGACUUUAUGUACUAACGCAUGCAAAUGUUUAAAAGCAUUAUUUAAUAAUGUAGAAGCAUUAUUAAACAUUUUCGAGAAAAAUGUAAAAAUUAUUUUUACUGU
This is a messenger RNA of Megachile rotundata (alfalfa leafcutting bee), 2399 nucleotides long. Its product is annotated as putative cytochrome P450 6a14. The record is from RefSeq and is a predicted model, not a curated record. Gene Ontology annotation, molecular function: heme binding; oxidoreductase activity, acting on paired donors, with incorporation or reduction of molecular oxygen; iron ion binding. Lineage: Eukaryota; Metazoa; Arthropoda; Insecta; Hymenoptera; Megachilidae.